AUGGCAAUGGCAAAUAACAAAACUCAAUGUUUUAAAUGUAACAAAGACAAAAUUACAUAUCCUUGUAGAGGAUGUUCAAAUGAAUUCUGUUUAAUGCAUUUAAAUGAACAUCAUCAAAUACUAAAUGAAGAAUUAAACCAUAUAAUUAAUGAUUAUGAUGAAUUUAAACAAAGAAUUAAUGAACAAAAACAAAAUCCAUAUAAUCCUUCAUUAAUAGAACACAUCAAUCAAUGGGAAACAGAUUCAAUUGAAAAAAUUCAACAAAAAGCAAAAGAUUGUAGAGAAGAUGUCAUUAAAUCUUCCCAAACAUUCAUUAAUGAUGUUGAAAUGAAGUUCAAAGAUCUAACUGAACAAAUAAAACAAAUUCAUGGAGAAAAUGAAUUUAAUGAAACGAAUUUAAAUUAUUUAAAGAAUCAAUUAAUAGAAAUUACAGAAGAUCUAAAGAAGCCUUUAAAGAUUACUAUUCGACAAAAUUCAAAAUUAUUUGUUACUGAAAUUUCAAUUAUUUUACCAAAAUCAAAAUUCAACAAAUGGAAGCAAAAUGCCAUCACUGUAGCUGCUGGAAAUGGGAAAGGAGAGAAAUUAAAUCAACUCAACUCCCCUUGUGGAACCUUUAUUGAUGAAAACAAAAAUGUUUUCAUUGCUGAAUUUGAUAAUCAUCGUAUUGUUGAAUGGAAAUGUAAUGCAAAGGAAGGACAACUCAUAGCAGGUGGAAAUGGUAAAGGAAAUCGAAUAGAUCAGUUAAAUGGCCCAACAGAUGUGAUUGUUGAUCAACAAAAUCAUUCUAUCAUCAUUGCUGAUUGUAAUAAUAGACGAGUGAUUCAAUGGUUCAAUCAAAAUAAACAUAUUCUCAUUGCGAAUAUUGACUGCUAUGGUUUGGCAAUGGAUAAAAAUGGAUUUCUUUAUGUUUCUGACUGGAACAAGAAUGAAGUGAGACGCUGCAAAAUAGGAGAAAACAACAAAGGAAUUAUAGUGGCAGGUGGAAAUGGAAAAGGGGAUAAAUUAAAUCAGCUCAGCAAUCCUACUUUUAUCUUUGUUGAUGAAGAUCAAUCUAUUUAUGUAUCAGAUAGAGAGAACCAUCGUGUGAUGAAAUGGAUAAAAGAUGCAAAAGAAGGAAGAAUUGUUGCUGGAGGAAAUGGUAAUGGAAGAAAUCUCAAUCAAUUAUCUGCACCUCGAGGAGUGAUUGUUGAUCAUUCGAGUCAAAUCUAUGUGGUAGAUUGUGAGAAUGAUCGAGUAAUGCGUUGGUGUGAAGGAAAAGAAGAAGGUGAAAUUGUUGUUGGUGGCAAUGGAAAAGGAGAUCAAUUAACUCAAUUGAACUGCCCUCGUGGUUUAUCUUUCGAUGACGACGGAAAUCUUUAUAUUUGUGAUCAAACAAAUCAUCGAAUUGAAAAAUUUGACAUAAUUUUGUAA
Adineta steineri is the source of this 1410-nucleotide messenger RNA. The record is from the annotation of a GenBank genome assembly. NCBI's taxonomy places the organism in Eukaryota, Metazoa, Rotifera, Eurotatoria, Adinetida, Adinetidae.